ACCUAGGUUCAAUUGUAAACAUUAAAAUUUAUUUCAGCUUGGUUGUUUUCUCGCAGAUAACCACUGACAGUUAUUUUGAGCCAGUUUAGGUUCUUACGCAGGUACUGGUUAACGAUAAGCGGUUAUUUUUUGUAUUAAAUGAAGGUUUUUAAGAGCAGAAUCAGGAGCAUUAGCAGUCGCUCCAGAAAUUAACAAAUUGGGAUGUAUAGGAUUUUGUUUGCUUGUUAGGUCUUGUUAAAUUGCCGUUAAACAUCUCUUGAUACGUUGCCAUAUGUUGCAAGUCUUGUGAACAGUGGUGCCAUGGUUAUAAGCUGACAUAUGCUCUAUAACGUUUGAGCGUAACUAAAACUAAUAACGUUUGUUGAGAGGCUAGGUUAGCCAAAUAGCAUCUCAUGAUCUAAUGAUGACUACCCUCACGAGACAAGACCUCAAUUUUGGGCAAGUCGUUGCUGACAUAUUAUGCGAAUUCCUGGAAGUAGCCAUUCACCUUAUCCUUUACGUUCGAGAGGUGUAUCCGUCUGGAAUAUUUCAGAAAAGGAAGAAGUACAACGUGCCUGUCCAGAUGUCAUGCCACCCAGAGCUGAACCAGUACAUUCAGGAUACUCUUCACUGUGUAAAACCGCUGAUUGAGAAGAAUGAGGCAGAGAAAGUAGUUGUCGUGAUUAUGGACAAAGAGCACCAUCCGGUUGAGCGCUUUGUGUUUGAAAUUUCCCAGCCUCCCCUGCUGUCAAUCAGCUCGGAAACGUUGCUCUCCCACGUGGAGCAGUUGCUAAGAGCUGUAAUACUGAAGAUCAGUGUGUGUGAUGCUGUUCUGGAAAACAACCCCCCAGGUUGUACUUUUACAGUGCUGGUGCACACCAGGGAGGCAGCGACGCGAAAUAUGGAGAAGGUUCAAGUUAUUAAGGACUUUCCGUGGAUUGUGGCAGAUGAACAGGAGGUUCACAUGACAGAGCCCAGACUCAUCCCCCUGAAAACAAUGACAUCAGAUAUAGUGAAGAUGCAGCUGUAUGUGGAGGAGAGAGCACAGAAAGCCUCUUAAAGUGCAUUUAGUACUGCAACUGUAACAAAUAACUCGACAGUUCUCCGUUUCUCAAGUGAAACUUUUACUCUGAAAACAGUAGAAGUACAUUUUGAACUGGAGAUUAGUGUGAAUAUGUUGCAUAUGGAGACGCAGGACUCUGUGAUCAGUGUGUAUGACAUUAGAAUAACAGACCUCAGGCAGCCUGAGGAAACUUAACAGGCAUCAGCAGCAGUGUACUGGGGCUUGCAUUUUGUCUUUGCUGAGAGGUGGUCUGUUUACUAUGACAGUCUUGGGUCAUGUAAUAUUUGAGUAAGUAUUUGUUUACAUUUGUAUAGUAUAACUGACAGUGUGUCUAAGGUCAGUCCCUUUCAUGAUUAUCACUUAAUUACUUACCUCUGACACUGUUUAUAUCAUUAAACUAUAAAUUA
Molecule: messenger RNA, 1449 nt
Organism: Chanos chanos (milkfish)
Lineage: Eukaryota; Metazoa; Chordata; Actinopteri; Gonorynchiformes; Chanidae
Gene: mad2l2
Product: mitotic arrest deficient 2 like 2
Exons: 8
Coding region: 401-1039 (212 amino acids)
Cellular component (GO): zeta DNA polymerase complex
Source: RefSeq, a predicted model, not a curated record